This is a messenger RNA of Aspergillus luchuensis, 2043 nucleotides long. Its product is annotated as FHA domain protein. The transcript has 5 exons. The record is from RefSeq and is a predicted model, not a curated record. Gene Ontology annotation, molecular function: protein binding. The coding region runs from base 1 to 2043 and encodes 680 amino acids. NCBI's taxonomy places the organism in Eukaryota, Fungi, Ascomycota, Eurotiomycetes, Eurotiales, Aspergillaceae. Gene Ontology annotation, cellular component: cytoplasm.
AUGCCUGCCACACAGGCUAUUGUGACUCUCCGCCCUUUGUCCGUAUCCGAUGAUCUGCCAUAUCGAUCCCUAGAGUUCACUUCUACCAAUAACCAAGUCAACAUUGGUCGGGCUUCUAAGCGUGAAUCAAAGAAUCUUAUCCCCGCCAGAAACAAUGGAUUAUUUGAAUCGAGGGUCAUGUCGCGCAACCAUGCCAAGCUAUGGGUGUGCUUCGACAAGCAGCUCGUCUACAUUCGUGACGGUGGGUCGAUGCAUGGUACCUGGAUAAAUGGGAAGAGAAUUCCAACAGAGGAGGACUCUGUCAUCAAACAUGAUGACGUGGUCACCUUUGGCUCCACAGUGUAUCGUGGCUCUGAUACCUUCCCUCCACUUAAAGUUCGUUGUGAAUUCGAAUGGCCUGACCCUUUCCAAAGAACCGCCCUUGCAACCAAUACCUUUUGUGUUCCUGACGAUGAUGACAGUGAUGCAAAAGAAGAUUCCGUUCCUAUGGUGGUUGCAUCCGACAGUGCUUCCGAGAUUGACAACUCCACCCCCGAUUCAGAUUCAGACGACCAAUCCGUCAUGGAGGUUUCGUCGCCUUUGACGUCCCCUCUGAAGAGGGACGACGCAAGAAAUUCCCACGUGGGUGCCUGCUCAGAUACAGAUCAAGUGGGUAGACAUGAUGGCCAGCAAGGAUCCCAAUUGAGCCCUAUUGAUCUCGAGCAUGGACAACAUGAACAGCCUCUGGUAACUCCCCGGAUAACCCCACCCUCCGUCAUAGAUCUUAUCGACGAUCCAAGUAACGCGGCUCAUGAUUUUGAUGAUUUCAUCCAGGAGGCGGACAGUGCGUCUGCAAUGAAUACCUCUGACGACGAGGAUUCCAGCUGGGGCGAAGAUUACCAUGCUGGUUCGGAUGACGACGAAGAUGACGAGGUUGAUUCCCAGUCGUCGUUCAGAUCCAAUGUGGAACAGUCCCAUGAAGAUGAGGAGUCUGUGAGAUCGAGCAGCCUUCAUGUUCUGGGGAUUCGCGACUUGAUAGCAUCAGAGGCGAGCUAUGCUGUGGAGGAAACAAAUGCCCGCUUGCCAUCUGGAAAUGAUACGUCCAAGCCCGAAUUUAACGAUCGACAUGGGGAGGAUAUGGCAUAUGACGCUGAGACGUGUGAGCCGGAGUUGCUCGCCGUUAGAAAUUCCACAUCAGAUCUGCGUUCUCAGAGCACUGGCCCUUCCAGAAUAAUUUCGACCGAAGCUCCACCGCCGCCAAUCUUAUUGCAGCCAACUCUAUCUUCUCCGUACGGAAAGACAGUCGAUCGUUCGCUACCUAGCUACCAGAAUAACCCGCCAAUGAUGCACAUGGACUGGUGGAAUCCACGAACCACUGCAAACACUUCAUACUCCCUACAUAUCCCCCCAACUCCGCAAGUGCCUUACGCUGACGGACCCUUUGUCAACAACGAGUCGUUCCUGCUUGGUGAGACUGAUCCUGCUUGUAACCGUGGAAGGGAUUCGGUCGUUGCGUCUAUGGCUACCCCUGGGAUUGUAAGCCAGGAAGCACCUUCGAGCGACGGACAAGAAAUCCAGGAGACACCCAUGCCCCAGAAACAGCCAGAUCCCAUUCCAACACCAUUGCAAAGGUCCGAGACAGGAUUAGAUAGCGUUCCCGCAAACAAGCCACUGAAAAGGAAGGCGGAGGAGAUUGAUGGCUCGUCUGGGAGUUCCGAGCUAGACGUUGCUACUUAUCAUCGAGACGGGGUUGACUCAGCUGUGACAAGCGAUAGCCAAUCGUCUGACCAAGAGACUUGCUAUCCGGAUGCUCAGCCACAGAUGCCAACGGACCAACAGGAACUUCCAUCCCAGUUGGCAGACUUAGACAGUGCGAAGGAGCUGCCGUCAGUUGACGACUCCAUUAAUGAUGCCGAGACGACCGCAUCUCCUACAAAGCGAGCAAAGACUUCUAGUACGGGGAGGUUUGCCAGCCAUGCUGCAAGUGCUGCUCUGGGUGUAGCCAUCGGUGCUUUCGGUACUAUCGCUGCGUUGGCGUCGCUCCCCCCGGAUUACUUUCAGUAA